UAUGCACUGUAGGCGGAUGUCAUGUCAACAUGGCCGUGGUGGUGUUUGUGGAUAAGCCCUAUUAAGACCUCAUUAAGACCAGGUUUAUUUUAAGGGAACAUUCCCCGGAUGUCGCGUGUUUGCUGGGAUGACAUUAGCAAUUGAAAUUGGGAAAAACAGCAGACAUUUGUACAAAAGAAUUGCUACUGUAUUUUAAGAUGGGGAGAGUUUGAACAAACAGUUUUGAGAAUUUCAAUUCUGAGAAGUCAUAAGACACAUAUGUUUUUAUAACCUGGGUUCAUUUUCUAUUUCCUGUAAAUAAUGUAAUUUCUCAAAUUGUAGGAAAAUGUGUGAAAUACCGACCUCUUAGGCUAAACGCUUAAGGAGGAGGGACUAAUACUAACAAUUUCACUUUCAGUGCGCUCUGACAUUGGAGGUGACAUUGGAGUGUGUCUCUGUAUUGUUUUAUUAUACUUAUAUUAUUUAUAUAUUUAAUACACAUAGCAGUGCUAUUAUAGACAGGACGACUGGAAUGUCGUAUCUUCAUGUCGUUUCUUUAUCUGGAUUAAAUCUCUGACGCUAUUGUCGCCAACCAACAAACACAAUUUAACGAAGCGUAGGCUACGAGAUGCAUCUAUGCAACUGCAGGAUAUGAGUGAGUUGCUAGCUGUGUGAACACCAUGUUGAAGACGACUGCACCCCAAUCAGAGGAGAGCAUGGUGAAGCUGGUGAUUACUGCUGUGAUCCUCCUCCUGACUGUGUCUGGGGUCUCUACUGGCUGUGCCCCAACUGAGUACCUCACAGGACAGAAGUGCUGCCCCAUGUGUAGACCUGGUUUUUGUGUGCAAAGACACUGCACAGAGUUCUUCAGCACAGAAUGUGUUCUGUGUCCGUCAUCAUUCUACACUGACACACUCAAUAAUCUGGAGUCUUGCAGUCCCUGUACAGUUUGUGACUCCAGUGCAGGUCUAAGAGUGAAGAGGGCCUGCAGCUCCACCUCAGACACACUCUGUGAGCCUCUGGAAGGUCACUACUGCACUGACCCAAUCAAAGAUGGCUGCAGAGGAGCUGUGGAACACACAAAGUGCUCAUCAGGACGGUACAUUAAACAGCCAGGCACAUCGUCUUCAGAUACUGUGUGUGGUGAGUGUGGUGAUAACACAUACUCAAAUGGAUCAUUCACAUCCUGCAAACCACACACACAGUGUGAGUUGCUGGGUCUUGAUGUCAUAAGAAAAGGAUCAACAUCUUCUGACACCGAAUGUGCUGAAAGAAAAAACACUGUUGCCAUCGUAGUCAGUGUAGUUGCUGUUAUAGUCCUCAUAUGUGGGGUUCUGGUUGGCCUCUUUAUAUUAUGGAAGAAGACCCAAACCAACAACCCCACCAGACAUAUUUUUGGAGAAAGACCUUAUUGGUCCAGUGUCAGAUCACAUUGUAACAACAGAGCUGCUUAUGAACCAGACAGUAUUGCAGGAUGGCCUGUUCUCAUCCUGGACCGACUGACCACUGUGUCCUGAAGGAGCUGAUGCAUCAUACCUCCUCACUACGCUACCUCACCUCCCCACUGCAGAGACCUGGUCAAGCCAGAGUGGACCUGCAUACCACAAGAGAACACUAUUUGGUGGGUCACAACUCUGGUGGGUCUCAUCACCAAGGGCGACGAGACUCAAUACAGGUUGGAGGUCGACCAUCUGACCACGUGGUGCAGGGACAACAACCUCCUGCUGAACGUCAGCAA
Alosa sapidissima (American shad) is the source of this 1717-nucleotide messenger RNA. RefSeq names its product tumor necrosis factor receptor superfamily member 14-like. The record is from RefSeq and is a predicted model, not a curated record. Gene Ontology annotation, cellular component: external side of plasma membrane. Gene Ontology annotation, molecular function: protein binding. Bases 660 to 1496 code for a protein of 278 amino acids. NCBI's taxonomy places the organism in Eukaryota, Metazoa, Chordata, Actinopteri, Clupeiformes, Clupeidae. The transcript has 8 exons. Gene Ontology annotation, biological process: defense response to Gram-negative bacterium; positive regulation of peptidyl-tyrosine phosphorylation; positive regulation of T cell migration.